Messenger RNA from Ochotona curzoniae (black-lipped pika), 936 nucleotides. RefSeq names its product olfactory receptor 4D9. The coding region runs from base 1 to 936 and encodes 311 amino acids. The transcript has a single exon. Gene Ontology annotation, biological process: G protein-coupled receptor signaling pathway. NCBI's taxonomy places the organism in Eukaryota, Metazoa, Chordata, Mammalia, Lagomorpha, Ochotonidae. Gene Ontology annotation, cellular component: membrane. The record is from RefSeq and is a predicted model, not a curated record. Gene Ontology annotation, molecular function: G protein-coupled receptor activity; olfactory receptor activity.
AUGGAUCAGGGAAACUAUACCAGAGUGAAAGAAUUUAUCUUUCUGGGAAUUACUCAGUCCCGGGAGUUGAGCUGGGUGCUCUUCGUCUUCUUGCUUUUGGUUUACAUGACAACUCUGAUGGGAAACCUCCUCAUCAUGGUUACAGUCACCUAUGAUUCUCACCUGCACACGCCCAUGUACUUCCUGCUCCGCAACCUAUCCAUCCUUGACAUCUGUUUCUCCUCCAUCACAGCUCCUAAGGUCCUGAUAGACCUCCUCUCAGAGAAAAAGACCAUCUCUUUUAAUGGCUGUGUCACUCAGAUCUUCUUCUUUCAUCUUCUUGGAGGAGCAGAUGUUUUUUCUCUCACCGUCAUGGCAUUUGAUCGUUAUGUAGCCAUCUCCAAGCCGCUGCACUAUAUGACUAUCAUGGGUAAAGGGAGAUGUACUGGCCUCAUCGUGGCCUCCUGGGUUGGGGGCUUUGUCCACUCCAUUGUGCAGAUUUCCUUGUUACUGGUCCUCCCCUUCUGUGGACCCAAUGUCCUUGACACUUUCUACUGCGAUGUCCCCCAGGUUCUCAAGCUUGCCUGCACUAACACUUUCACUAUGGAGCUCCUGAUGAUUUCCAACAAUGGCUUACUCAGUUGGUUUGUAUUUUUCUUUCUCAUCAUAUCUUACACGGUCAUACUGAUGAUGCUGAGAUCUCAUGCUGGAGAGGGCAGGAGGAAAGCCAUCUCCACCUGCACCUCCCACAUCACUGUGGUGACCCUGCAUUUUGUACCCUGCAUCUAUGUCUACGCCCGGCCCUUCACUGCCCUCCCAACAGACAGAGCCAUCUCGGUCACCUUCACUGUCAUCUCCCCUUUGCUCAAUCCUAUGAUCUACACUCUGAGGAACCAAGAAAUGAAGUCAGCCAUGAGGAAACUCAAGAAACGACUGGGACAUUCAGAUAGAGUUUAA